Messenger RNA from Brassica napus (rape), 2428 nucleotides. Its product is annotated as rhamnogalacturonan I rhamnosyltransferase 1. Lineage: Eukaryota; Viridiplantae; Streptophyta; Magnoliopsida; Brassicales; Brassicaceae. The transcript has 8 exons. The record is from RefSeq and is a predicted model, not a curated record. Gene Ontology annotation, cellular component: cytoplasm. Bases 559 to 2085 code for a protein of 508 amino acids.
GUUUUUUUUUAUUUAAUUUGCUAGAAAAAGCGUUGAUUUGCUGCACAUUCUUAUUAGCCUCUCCCUCCCUCUUUUGUUUGUUAUUCCACACCGAUCUUCUCCCUAUAUCUCCGACGUACUCAUUCUCCGGUGACGGAGAAUAAGCUAAACAUUUUCCACGAAUUUUCCUUUUUUUUUUUUUUUUUUUUUUCCUGCGGCUAAAAGCUUUAAAAAAGAUCGAUCGUACCAUUGCUGAAUUUCAAAGCCUUCUCUUAUUUAUCCGUUACGCUAAGCGUUGGCUUCAAUCGUUUCUGCGUUAAAACGAGUUGAAACUUGUCACUGAGAUUCUUUUUUAUCUGUAUUUUUUUUUUCUUUAUUUAAUUGAGCAAGAUCUGGGUUUUCUUCAGAUCAUGGCUUAUUAAAAAAAUCUGGGUCUUUCGAGGUGUGAUUAAUGCUCUCACUGAGUAGCAUUUUCUCUGGGUGUUAAUUAGUCUCAGUUGUUUUAUUACUAUUAUUAAUCUCCACUUAAGUGUUCGAUGAAAUUCCUCUGAGAGGAAGGGUUGGUAGGUGAUUCAGAAAAUGUGUAAAAUGGAGAAGUCUCUUUACCACAGGAAACUAUGGGAGAUAAAGGUUAGGCUUUUAGGGGAUAGCAAGGUUGAGAAGCUCAGGAACUCCUUUGCUUCGAGGUCUCCUACGAGCCUAUGGAUGAUUCGUGCUGUUUCUGUAUUGCUGCUCUGGAGUUGUUUUGUUCAUUUGAUGGCUUUGGGAGAUAUGUGGGGACCGAGACUGUUCAAUGGUUGGCCUUCUUGUUUCAAUCAACGUGGUUUGUCCACUGCCGCAGAGAUGAAGUCUCUCCCUGCUAAGAUCGCCCUUCCUCCUAAAAGGGUGUAUCAGAACAAUGGUUAUCUUAUGGUUUCUUGCAAUGGAGGACUCAAUCAAAUGCGAGCAGCUAUAUGCGAUAUGGUAACUGUUGCACGGUACAUGAAUGUUACACUUAUUGUGCCUGAGCUUGACAAGACCUCCUUUUGGAACGAUCCAAGUGAGUUUAAAGACAUUUUCGAUGUGGAUCACUUCAUAUCUUCGUUGAGAGAUGAAGUUCGUAUACUUAAGGAGUUGCCUCCAAGGGUCAAGAAGAGAGUUGAGCUUGGGAUGUACCACGAAAUGCCUCCUAUUAGUUGGUCAAACAUGUCUUACUACCAAAAUCAGAUUCUUCCAUUGGUGAAGAAGCAUAAGGUUUUACACCUGAACAAAACCGACUCCAGACUCGCUAAUAAUGGACUGCCUGUGGAGGUUCAGAAGCUGAGGUGCCGAGUGAAUUUCAACGGCCUUAAGUUUACUCCUCAAAUUGAAGAGCUAGGGAGACGAGUAGUCAAUAUCCUGAGAGAGAAAGGUCCCUUUCUCGUCUUGCAUCUCAGAUAUGAGAUGGAUAUGUUAGCGUUUUCCGGGUGCUCACAUGGUUGCAACCCCGAGGAAGAAGAAGAAUUAACAAGAAUGAGAUAUGCUUAUCCAUGGUGGAAAGAGAAAGUCAUAAACUCUGAGGAGAAGAGGAAAGAAGGCCUUUGCCCUUUAACUCCAGAGGAAACUGCUCUCACCCUGACCGCGUUAGGUAUUGACCGUAAUGUUCAAAUAUACAUAGCUGCUGGAGAAAUCUACGGUGGUGAAAGGCGGAUGAAGGCGUUAACAGACGCUUUUCCAAAUGUGGUCCGGAAAGAAACCAUACUAGAAUCCUCUGAUCUCGAUUUUUGCCGGAACCAUUCAUCUCAAAUGGCUGCACUCGAUUACCUAGUGGCUGUUGAGAGCGAUAUAUUUGUUCCAACCAAUGAUGGGAACAUGGCAAGAGUCGUUGAAGGUCAUCGCAGGUUCUUGGGAUUUAAGAAGACAAUUCAGCUGAAUAGGAAGUUCCUAGUUAAGCUGAUAGAUGAAUAUACCGAAGGAUUGUUGACUUGGGAUGUGUUCUCAUCCAUGGUGAAGGCCUUUCACUCUACUCGUAUGGGAAGUCCGAAGAGACGGUUAGUGAUUCCGAAUAAACCCAAGGAAGAAGACUACUUCUACUCCAACCCGCAAGAAUGUCUGCAGCUGUUAGAUGAACCACUGAGAGUCAUUUGAUCAUUGGCGGAAGAAAAUAUUUACAGUCUUAAAGAUGGAGUUACAGUGAGUUUUUUCUUUUAUUUACAGGCUUGAGUUACUUUAGAGUUCUUGGUGAAUAGAUAUCUGAAUGAGCUUCCAUGGAUGGAGAGAAAAAAAUGAUGUUGAUUGAAGCUUACAUUGUAAAGUUUGGCAUCCAUGGCCUUGCCAGUUUUGUUAGCUAAAUAAAAAGUGCCAUUUUAUGUAAUUAAAGUUUGAGUUUAUAUUUCAUAUUAUUAUCUCUUGUUUUUUAAAAAAAGGGUAAAAAUGUCCCAAUUUUCUACAUUAAUAUAUUAUAUUAUAGCAUAUUAGCAAAUGUUGUCUA